AGAAACAAAAUAAAGGAAAAGAAGAUGAAAAUCAGUACUGAACCUGCUUAGACAUUGCGCUGUGUAAGCUACUGUAUCUUCUUCGAACAAAACUAGCUAUGCAAACUCUACUCUUGCCGUCGGCUCACUCCGUCACCGGCAGUGCGCCAUCAGCUCUUUCCUCGGCCGGAAAACCAUGUCGGCAUAAUUUCCUUGGACGCCAAAUUACCCUAAUUUCUUCGCCCUCAUCAUUAUCUUUAUCUCCCUUAAAGACAAAGCCUCUUUCUUUGCCCCAGUUUAGUCUCAUAAACAAACGGUCCAGAAUAUUAGCUUCUGCUCCCCUUUCUCCACCCUACACUUCCCCAAAUGACGAGUCUGAAAAAGCUAAAUUAGCUCAGGUUGCGAAAAGACUACAGAAUACUGCAAGGUACUUCAAGAGAUUGGGUAGUCUAGGGUUUUGGGGACAGCUGGUAUGUACGCUUGUUGCUGCGGUGAUCCUUUCAUUUUCUGUUGUUAUUACGGGGAAUAUUACAUCUCCCUUCACAUUCUACUCAACUGCGGGUGGAAUUGCAGCGGCUUUCGUUUCAGUUUUUUGGUCAUUCGGCUAUAUUCGCUUGUCUGAAAAGCUUCGGAGGACAGCUAAUGAGCCUUCAAAGGCUCCUCCUCGUGCUGACGUUGUGAAAAGCUUGAAGAAUGGAAUAGUGGUGAACCUUCUGGGAAUGGGUGCUGCUGUACUUGGCAUGCAAGCAACUGUCGGAUCGUUGGUGGCUAAGGCUCUUACCACCUCAGCUAAUCCAUAUAGUAUUACUCCUGGAAGUAGCCCCGUGCUUGCUUUGGAUGUAUUUCUGGUUCAGGCAUCAGCAAAUACUAUCGUUGCACACUUUCUAGGUCUAGUAUUCUCAUUGGAGCUGUUGCGCUCUGUCACCUUGCCACCUUCAGAAGGCAUUCCGGUACCAAGGAUUGCAUGAAGUGAUUGGGAGUCGACAAGAUGAUACUGCAGAAUAGGGUUAACAAAAGGCUUUUGAGAUCGCAGCCAUGUAUUUACUAUUAUAUGAGUGAUUCACUUCUUGGCAAAUGAAAUUACUUUCUCCAAUUUCUGAGUGUCUUUUAAUAAAAAUUUCAACAACUGCCCUUCCAUAUGGUUUUUGGUGCGUCCAAAAAUCAAAAAAAGUUGCUUGCUACCAGUUAAAAAUCCCUCUCACGGUGCCAUAAGAGACUCAACGCCUUCUUUUCCUGUGUUUGGCUACUAGACGAUAAAAUACUGACCAUUUCUUUC
This is a messenger RNA of Nicotiana tabacum (common tobacco), 1255 nucleotides long. The record is from RefSeq and is a predicted model, not a curated record. NCBI's taxonomy places the organism in Eukaryota, Viridiplantae, Streptophyta, Magnoliopsida, Solanales, Solanaceae.